Trifolium pratense (red clover) is the source of this 773-nucleotide messenger RNA. RefSeq lists its product as uncharacterized. The record is from RefSeq and is a predicted model, not a curated record. The transcript has 3 exons. Lineage: Eukaryota; Viridiplantae; Streptophyta; Magnoliopsida; Fabales; Fabaceae. Bases 1 to 309 code for a protein of 102 amino acids.
AUGAAUCUUAUCAGAUUUAACUUGAGUGGUUGCUCAAUUUCAUGUGCAUUGAACAUCUCAGCUCAAGUCCUGUUGGCUAUACUUGAUCGUCCAUUGUCAUAUACUUCUCAUGACUAUGAAGAAUACAUAAUGCAUUCUUUCAUGGUGACUUAUGAUGGUGUAUUCCGCACAACCUCUCCUGUCACCGACAACCCUGAUGAAAUGUUGGAGCCAGCUGUGAAUGGAACCAAGAAUGUGAUUAUAGCUGCUGCUGCUGAAGCAAAAGUGAGACAUGUCGUGUUCACUUCAUUGAUUGGAACAUGGACCUAAAUACGAAUAGAGAAGUCGUGGUUGAUGAGUCAUAAUGGAGUGAUUUGGAAUAUUGCAAGAACACCAAGGUUUUAUUAAUUAACUACUUUAAUUUCAAUGCACCGAGAGAGGCCACCCUUACGAGAAAAGGGCUAUCAAUGAGAUGGAGCCGUCUCUUGGUUUUCUCAUGGUGGUGAUUCCUUUUUAUUAUCUUAGAUUUUUAUAUUUUCUUUUAAAGUUGGUAUCAGUCGUAGGUCCUAAUAGCUUCAGACAUAAGGUAAUAAUAGAUUCUUGUUGGUAAAUUGUCAACCAGGCACAAUUUACCGGGAGAAGCUAUUAGUACCUUAUAAUAGUUAAAAAUCUGUUAUUUGGAGUAUAGAAAUGUUGUUAUCUUGCUGGAAUACAUGUUUGUAAACAUGAUUUGGAUUUUGGAAUUGUUGAAAAUAAAGGGGAUACUUAUUACCAGUUGAUUACAUUAUCAAGUC